Molecule: messenger RNA, 1256 nt
Organism: Microstroma glucosiphilum
Lineage: Eukaryota; Fungi; Basidiomycota; Exobasidiomycetes; Microstromatales; Microstromataceae
Exons: 1
Coding region: 267-1166 (299 amino acids)
Source: RefSeq, a predicted model, not a curated record
AAUUGACCGAGGACCGUUGCAGCUCAACUUCAACUACAUCUGCUUACUACUACCAGCCAGAGUACAUGCUCGGAUUCGACAUUACCCUCGAUACCCACUUUGGGCGACCAGAGUACAGACUGCAACUCUAUGCUUUCGAUGGUGCCCUCAAGCCAGUGAUGUGGCAGACGUACAACCCACCGCAGAUGCUGCCGACGGAGCUCCUUGUAGAGACAAUCUAUGGAACGACGUCGUAGUCGCGCUGGUUCCAAUGCAAGCAUCAAUGAAUGCCUCAUGGACGUGGACAUUGGCAUGCUGAUGGACAUGAAUGUGGGCCAGGAAGGGGCGCUAGACUCGCAGGACUACGAGGCGCAGAAAGUAGCAGGCCAAGGGCCUCAAGCUGUGUAAAUAUACCGAUCAUCCCCCACCCCCCGCGCAUCCACACCUUUCUCAAGUUUUCUAGGAACCAUCAAGCUCGCUUCGAAGGACGAGGAAUGGACCAUGGCGUUAUCCACGAUGAUGAGCAGCACGAAGGGAUCUUGUGGCUUGUGAGCUCUUGGCUCUGCGCCGCUCUUCUUGCUCGAACCGACGCGAUGCACCACCACACCGAGCUCUCCUUCAAGACUUCAUCCAGGCUUUCCCUUUCCUCCUCGAUCGUGCGUUUCUUCCCUCCCCAAGUCCUGGUCCCAGUCCUACUGCUGGUCCUGGUCCUAGUGGUGGUCCUGGUCCUGGUCUUUCCUGUAGUGAUUGGACUAGGCUCCUCUGCUGCACUGCACUGCACUGCAAUGCACUACAAUGCAAUGGUAGGGUUCGUUCGCUCAAUCGCUCGCUCAUUCGCAAAGUCCGGAGCAGGCAUGCAUGCAAGGAGCAGACGUUACGACACGACUCGACACGACACGGUAGGAGAUCGACUCCAUUUACAUCUAUUGCCACGCAGGCGCCGCCGCCGCCGCCGCCGACGAAGGCGCACAAUACAACAACACAACAACAGACAAUGCCUCUUUGCCUUCACCUCUACCCUUUUCUUGUCUCCCCUCCUACCCUUCCUCUCCCUCUCCUCUCUCAAUCCUCUUCUCUUUCCCCUCCCCCCUUUGUCUUCCUUUCCUUCCUUCCUUUUCGAUGAUCCGUUGAAUCUCAUGCACGCACUCACUUCCAUGAACCCAGAAAGAAGAUCUGAAAUGAAAUGAAACUGAUGCGGACGCUGAUGCUAGGAGGCUGAAGCGAGCCUGAAAAGGGGAGAGAGAAGAUGGAAGGAUUGUCACCUCGUGAUACCACCA